AUGCGUAGGGAUGAAAGUUUCUGCACUUGGCAAGAACGUUAUACGGUUCUUAAAAAAUUAGUAACAAUUGUACAAAGGACCGAGUUUACCAACGAUUAUGCCGCUUUACGGAAAGGCAAUCCAAUCAACAAAUCAAGUAAAUUGUUUAAAUUGAAUCCGAAGCUUGAUUCCGACGGAAUUAUGCGUCUAAAUGGACGACUGCAAAAUGCGAAUAUUCCUUCAGAUGAACGAUGUCCAAUGAUAUUACCCAAAUGUCAUGAUUUUACUACGUUGAUUAUUAAUCACGCUCAUAGUCGAACAUUACAUGGCGGAACUCAAACAACAUUAGCAUAUGUGCGACGGCAAUUUUGGGUUAUUAAAGGAAGAUCCGCUGUGAAGAGAGUGAUUAACAAAUGCAUUACAUGUUUUCGUCAAGCCUGUCGACCGCAAGCACAACUUAUGGGUAACUUACCUCCAGCACGGUGUAAUAUAUCACAGCCAUUCAUGCACACGGGCGUGGAUUAUGCUGGUCCAUUUAAUGUGAGAGCGACAAGAGGGAGAGGCCAACGUACUUACAAGGGGUAUGUGGCUCUAUUUAUAUGUUUUAUUACACGAGCUAUUCAUUUGGAACUUGUGAGUGAUAUGACAUCUGAAACAUUUCUAGCAGCGUUAAAGCGAUUUGUAUCAGUCCGUGGCAUAUGCUCAGAUAUGUACAGCGAUCGUGGUACAUCCUUUGUCGGUGCUGAUGCUUUAAUGAAAGAUGAAAUUAAAUUAUUUAAAAAACAAAUUGAAGCUGGGUCUGUGUUUGCAUCAACCGUUGGCAUAAAUUGGCACUUUAUACCACCCGCAGCGCCUCAUUUUGGUGGCCUAUGGGAGGCAGGAAUUUAA
This is a messenger RNA of Teleopsis dalmanni, 867 nucleotides long. RefSeq lists its product as uncharacterized. The record is from RefSeq and is a predicted model, not a curated record. The transcript is spliced from 2 exons. Bases 1 to 867 code for a protein of 288 amino acids. Gene Ontology annotation, molecular function: nucleic acid binding. Lineage: Eukaryota; Metazoa; Arthropoda; Insecta; Diptera; Diopsidae.